Molecule: messenger RNA, 1287 nt
Organism: Olea europaea var. sylvestris
Lineage: Eukaryota; Viridiplantae; Streptophyta; Magnoliopsida; Lamiales; Oleaceae
Product: protein FAR1-RELATED SEQUENCE 5-like
Exons: 3
Coding region: 1-1287 (428 amino acids)
Source: RefSeq, a predicted model, not a curated record
AUGCGAGGCAAAUUACAAGGUUUUGAUCUUUGUUUGGAAUUCUUUGUACACGGAAUGGAGUUUUUAAGAGUGAUUCGAAGGCAAUGUGGGAAAGGGGUCUGGAGAAAUUGGGGCUUGAAGGGAGAAAAUGGUUGGUUUAAUGGAGUCGAUGGAUCUCGACAGUUGGGUUCUUGCAAGGCAGAAUCUCUCACCGACAGUUCCUAUGACGAUGAUGUUUGUCCUAGUUUCUCUCUCGGGGGUUUAGCAUCCUGGCGGAAUGACGAGAAUGCCCAUGGAGAAGAAAUUAUGAAAGUAGUAGAAGACAAGUCAAGAUUGGAAUUCGAAAAUGCGAAUGUGGAAGAUAAUAUGAGCUUAUGUGUGGAUGAAACGAGAGGAGAAGAAGAUGUGAUUGUGCCUGAGGUGGGUAUGAAGUUCAACGACGAAAAUGAAGUUUAUGAUUUCUACAAGAGAUAUGCUUACGAGGUUGGUUUCCCAGUCAGGAAAAGGAAUUCGAAGAAAGAUGACAAUGGAGUUCUGCAGAGUAUAACUUUGACAUGUAGUCGUGAAAGACGACGAAACAGUUCCACAAGCGGUUCUUUGAAGCCGCAAGCAACAAUUCAAACAGGUUGUAAAGCCAAGAUCUCUGCAGCUUUUGAUUAUCAUGGUUUCUGUGUAAUUAGAAAAGUAGAUCUCGACCACAAUCAUAAGAUGAGUCCUUCGAAGUUGAGGUUGUAUCGAUGCAAUCGAGAAAUAAGCGCACAUGUGAAACGAAAGAUUGAAGUAAACGACAUGGCAGGAAUUCCAUUGCACAAGAGUUUUAACUCUGCAGUUGUUAAAGUAGGUGGUUUUGAGAAUCUCACUUGUGUGGAAAAGGAUUGUAGGAACUAUAUCGAAAAAGUGAGGCGAUUAAAACUUAGGGAGGGAGAUGCCGCAACAAUACAAUCUUACUUUUCUAAAAUGCAAGCACAGUGCUCGAGAUUUUACUUCAGUAUUGAUUUGGACGAAGAAUUACGGUUGAAAAAUGUAUUUUGGGUCAACAAUAGGUUUCCUCAAGCAUAUAAAGAGUUCGGUGAUGUUGUCACAUUUGAUACUACGUAUCUCACUAAUAAAUACGACAUGUCGUUUGCUCCAUUUGUUGGUGUGAAUCACCACGGUCAGUCAACACUACUCGGUUGUGGUUUGUUAUCAAAUGAGAACACAGAUACCUUUACUGUCGAAGAAUUUGAGGGUGGUUGGAAAACAAUGAUAGAGGAAUAUGAGUUGCAAGAUAAUGAAUGGUUGUCGGGUAUUUAUGACAAUAGAGGAUGA